AUGGGCUUUCAGGAGUCCAGCAAUCUUCGCCUGUGCAUUGCAGACCCCGUCGAGUUUCUCUGCUGCACCGCGGUGCCGGAGGUGGGGCGACGCUACGAUCUUGCCAUGCUGGACGUCAGCGACGGGGCGGGGCGGGUGAGCACACAGUACGGCCGCCUCGAGUUCAUCAACAGCGUGCGCAAUAGUCUGACCGGCGCCAGCUGCGCCGUUGCGUCGCUUCCAAACAAAGACGGGGUUUCUUUGUACAACAUGGUGCAGAACUGGCGCAUGGCCUUUGCGGGGCGCACGGUGCUCCUUGUGCACUGCGCCAUCUCGCCGCAGACGCUGCUUAUGACGUUUCAGGAUUACGCAGCCCGCGGCAAGGCAAACUUUGGGAGUGUCACAAACGUGGAAGAGUUCAAGGACCUGCUGCGCACUAAACUUGUGCACUACGGCACGUGGCGUGCGCCAUUUGAGCUCACCAGGGGGGUGUCGGACAAGAACUUCCGCGUGCUGCACCCCAGCACCGUGUAA
Molecule: messenger RNA, 513 nt
Organism: Trypanosoma rangeli
Lineage: Eukaryota; Euglenozoa; Kinetoplastea; Trypanosomatida; Trypanosomatidae
Exons: 1
Coding region: 1-513 (170 amino acids)
Source: RefSeq, a predicted model, not a curated record